AUUGCAGCAAUUUACUUGCGCGGAGGAACUUGCCGCGCGAGUUUCGAGUGUAAACUUAUCGCCAAGUCGACUUGCGACCGUAGCAAUUUAUUGCGGAAGUUGCUUGCUGCACGUUUUCCGCUUCCAGUGUGAACACCACGCAAGAGCUAACUGCAAGCGACUUGCAGCUUUUAGGAUUUGUUUCUAUUUCCUGCAAGUAGGAAGCGCAAGUUAUAAAAUGGAGGAGAAACGAGAGUGGACGAAACAGGACACAGAAAAUUUUAUUGAAGCUGUGGAGAGCUACCCCGAAAUUUGGGACGUACACAACCGGGACUUUAAGGAUCGAAUGAAGAAGAUGUGUGCAUUGAACGAAAUCUCGUCAAUAUUCAACACGUCAGUGAAAGAGGUACAAAGAAAGUGGCACAAUUUAAAGACCCAAUUUUCUCAAGAAGUUAGGAAACUGCAGAAAAUUAAAAGCGGCUCUCCUGGCAUAGUUUCGGAUUCUCGGUGGCCGUAUUUUUCAGCAAUGAAAUUUCUAGAGAGUAGUGUUGCCACAACCUCUAACAGAAUAUCUUCGCUAUCAGCAAAGGAAGAAGAAAUAGUUACAGGAGAUGAUGUGCCUGUUGCUAAUGAGGGGAAGAAACGAAAAAGAAAGGAGACUAAAGGAAGUGGUAAUGGGCUCAUUGAAAAGGCAGAAAAAAUUCUGGGCCAGGAAAUUGAUGCUUUCCAAACCUUUGGAGAUUAUGUGGCUAGUGAGCUGCGGUCACUAAAGAAUGAAAAAAAUGUAAACAAACUGAAAAUAAUGAUUCUGAAAAACAUCAUUGAAAUAAGCGAGAUUGACAGUGCAGAAAUACCAUCCACUCCAGUUUCGCCAGUGAGAGAUGCAAGUGCUGCCAGUCAAUGCAUACUUAAUGUUACAGAUUUUAUAAACAUAGAAUAAUGAUAAUAGAAUAUCUGUAUGAUACCGAAAUAAAACAUUUUAUUUUCAGAAUGUAGUGUUUAUUCAACAACCU
Molecule: messenger RNA, 992 nt
Organism: Schistocerca cancellata (South American locust)
Lineage: Eukaryota; Metazoa; Arthropoda; Insecta; Orthoptera; Acrididae
Exons: 3
Coding region: 218-919 (233 amino acids)
Source: RefSeq, a predicted model, not a curated record